This is a messenger RNA of Zygotorulaspora mrakii, 837 nucleotides long. It is a transcript of the gene POP4, whose product is annotated as RNase P/RNase MRP complex subunit. Gene Ontology annotation, molecular function: ribonuclease P RNA binding. Gene Ontology annotation, biological process: tRNA 5'-leader removal; rRNA processing. NCBI's taxonomy places the organism in Eukaryota, Fungi, Ascomycota, Saccharomycetes, Saccharomycetales, Saccharomycetaceae. The record is from RefSeq and is a predicted model, not a curated record. The transcript has a single exon. Gene Ontology annotation, cellular component: ribonuclease MRP complex; ribonuclease P complex. Bases 1 to 837 code for a protein of 278 amino acids.
AUGGACAGAGCUCAAGAUUUUAUUAAAAAGUGCCUUUUCACAAAGAAUUUCGAUGAUCCAAACAAGCCUAUAGCUGAAAAGAGACUACAGGAGACAUUACUGCUACUGCCCACAGACGGAGGGAACUCAUCCAGACUGAAACGAACCAAGAGUGCAUUGAAGAUUUCAGCUCAUAAUUUACAGAACAUAACCGAAAAACCUCAGAAGCAUUCGAACUACCGUACAAUAAACAAGAACUCUAAGAGUGCUCUCAAGGAGUACAUCGUAAAAUGCCAAAAGAAUACAAAAAAAGCACAUAGCAUUGCUCAUGAACAGAGCUUGACUACAAGAGACUCCUUGAAUGACUACAUCCAAGAAAAAGAGCCGCAAUUAUGGGUCUCGUUGAUACAAUAUGACAAGUUUUUGCCGAUGUACGAAAAUCUAUGGCAAGGAUAUAUACGAGAAGUAUUGGAUAUUCCGCUUGAAGUUCCUGACCCCUCGAAGCUUAAAAUCAAUACAUCUUCUGCGCUGAUGAAACUAUCUAUGGCAGAUUAUAAUGGUGCUGUUUUAAAGGUGGUUAAAUGUAUAAAUCACAAUAUGAUUGGCAUAGAAGGAAUUGUCAUUUGGGAUAGCCAAAAGAACUUCAUCAUGGUUACAAAGGGUCGACUAGUUGACGCGAUAAAAAUUAUCCCGAAGAAAGGCUCCAUUUUUGACCUCGAAAUACCACUGAAUGAGGAAGAUGCUCUGUUGUAUACAAUAGUUGGCGAUAGAUUCCAGUAUAGAAGUAGUGAUCGUGCGGGAAGAAAAUUCAAAAGCCGCAGAUGUGAUGAUUUAGCAUUUUAUAUCCGUGAGAAGUAG